AUGGCACAUACGGCGCUGAAUGACGACGAAAUUAAAGAAUACUUUGAUACUCCAGAUGAAUUGCAAAAGAAAAUCAAAACUUUAGCACAAUUUAUUCGUGAUUCGAAACAUUUUGUUGUUUACACCGGUGCAGGCAUAUCAACAUCUGCCGGUAUCAAUGAUUUUCGUGGACCAACGGGUGUUUGGACAGCACAAGCUCGAGGUAUCGUUUUACCACGACCAACCGUUCAAAAUCCUGAACCAACAUUGACACAUAUGGCAUAUGUGGAAUUGAUGAAGCGAAACAUUUUGAAGUUUUUGGUUUCGCAAAACUGCGACGGUCUUCAUCUGAAAAGUGGAAUCGCACCCGAUAAAAUUGCUGAGCUGCACGGAAAUUCAAAUUGCGAGGCUUGUGCAAAAUGUGGCAAGAUCUAUUAUAGACAAAAGCAUGUCAGUGGCUAUGAACAUCGAACGUGGUUGACAGGAAAUAAAUGUACAGUUCCGGAUUGUGAUGGCCGUUUACGUUGCACAACGGUCGCUUUUACACAAUCAAUGCCUGAUGUUUGUUUGAACAAAGCAAUCCAUGAAUCACAAAUAUGCGAUUUGAGUUUAUGUAUGGGAACAUCCAUGCGAGUCUCACCAGCGUGUACACUUCCGUGCAUGAAUCUACAAGGCGGACAAAAGAUGGUUAUUGUCAAUUUACAGAAGACACCGUAUGAUAGUCGGUGUGCGUUGAGAAUAUUCGCACGUUGUGAUGAAGUGAUGAGUAUGGUAAUGAAAGAAUUGAAUUUAACCAUUCCACCGUAUGUGGAUUUGAAAUUGUGGUCGGAUGAGCAGUGGAUGAAGGAUUUUGAGAAAAAUUGGCCUUUUCGAACUGCCGGUGAUAAAGAUUGGUUCUCUGGUGAGAUUUAA
This is a messenger RNA of Adineta ricciae, 891 nucleotides long. The record is from the annotation of a GenBank genome assembly. Lineage: Eukaryota; Metazoa; Rotifera; Eurotatoria; Adinetida; Adinetidae.